AAAGUUCAUCCGCAAAUCUCGAAGAUGAGAGUGAGAACAGGGUAUAUUGUGCUAUCCUUUGCCCUCUUGCUUGCUUCCGCGACGGUAGCUUUAAGCAAGGAGGAGGAGCAUCAAUGCUUGGUGGGAGAACAUGACGGCGGAAGUUGCGGCGGCGCCGGCCACCGUGGGCACGGCGGAGAGGAGCAGUACCCUUUCGUUUUCCAGCGGGAGGAGUUCGAAACUCAGGCGGCGUCCGGGGAGAGCAUUUUCCGAAUGCUCCCCAGAUUCUCCGACCGGUCAGACCUGUUCGAGGGAAUCAAGGAUUACCGUCUCGCUUUUCUCUUGGUGGAAUCGCAAACCUUUGUCGUCCCAAAUCACGAGGAUGCUGAGUUUAUCUGCACUGUUGUUUUAGGAAGGGGAAGUGUGGCUGUAAUCCGGCAAGACGGGAAGGAAAGCUUCAAUAUUUACGAGGGCGACGUGUUGAGGAUUCCGCCGGGGACGACAACUUACAUAGUCAACACCGACAACGUUAAAAAAGUUCCACUUGAGUUCUUCAUUCUUAUACGGAGCAUUUCCACCCCCGGUCGUUUCCAGUUCUUCUCCGGCGCCGCAGGAAAGAAGCCGGUGUCGUUCUUCAAUGGCUUUAGCCGUGAAACACUAGAAGCAGCUUUGAACACGAAGUGGGAGACAAUACAGCGCGUGUUGUUCGGAGAGCCGCAGGAAGAAGGUCCUUUCCUUAAAGUGACAGAAGAGCAGUUAAGGUCUCUGAGCCAAGAAGGAGACGAGGGCGGCAUUAGGCCUUUCAGAGGCGACGAAACGUCAAAGAACAGAUCCAUCAAUGUCUUCCCGCACAAAACUGUGUCCAACCAGUACGGUGUAAUCUACGAAGUGGGCACUACACAUUUCAAACCGCUCGAUGAAGUUGACGUCAAUGCUGCUUUCGUCAACAUCACAGAGGGAGGAAUGUUGGGUCCAUUUUUCAACUCGAGAGCGACACAGGUAGCAGUAGUGCUCGAAGGGGAAGGGUGGCUAGAAAUGGGGUGUCCCAAAAACAAUUACCAGACAGUGAGGUCGAAGCUGAAAACGGGGAUGGUUGUCGUCAUCCCGCCGGGAUAUCCUUACGUCAACGUGGCGACCAGUAAUCCCAGCAAGAGUCUGCAGUUCGGUUGGUUCGAUAUCAACGGGCGAGGCAACGAAAGAGUAACUCUCGCCGGGACCAACAACCUCUUCCUUAAACUGGGAAACGCGGCCAAGGAUUUGUCGUUCGCCGCCGGUUCCGAUAAAGAGUCUGUUAAUGUGGUGUUUGGUAGCCAACCGCUUGAGUUGUUCUUCAAGGCCCCUCCCAGCAGCUUGAAUCCUGAUCAGUGAUACAUGUCAGGAGUUUCAGCAAAUUAAUUAGCUUGCAAUUAUGAGAAUAAAUCCACUAUAUAUUGUUGGUUUUGUUGCAAUUGGUCCAAUAUGUAUUGUUGGUUUUACUGGCCGAGAUCGGUCCAAUAUAUAUUUAAAGAAUAAGUAUUAAGGCUUUUCUCA
Molecule: messenger RNA, 1509 nt
Organism: Ipomoea nil (Japanese morning glory)
Lineage: Eukaryota; Viridiplantae; Streptophyta; Magnoliopsida; Solanales; Convolvulaceae
Product: vicilin-like antimicrobial peptides 2-3
Exons: 5
Coding region: 25-1347 (440 amino acids)
Source: RefSeq, a predicted model, not a curated record